Exophiala dermatitidis NIH/UT8656 is the source of this 1782-nucleotide messenger RNA. Its product is annotated as MFS transporter, DHA1 family, tetracycline resistance protein. Gene Ontology annotation, biological process: transmembrane transport. The coding region runs from base 1 to 1782 and encodes 593 amino acids. Gene Ontology annotation, cellular component: membrane. The transcript has 3 exons. Gene Ontology annotation, molecular function: transmembrane transporter activity. NCBI's taxonomy places the organism in Eukaryota, Fungi, Ascomycota, Eurotiomycetes, Chaetothyriales, Herpotrichiellaceae. The record is from RefSeq and is a predicted model, not a curated record.
AUGAUGGAUCCGGAAGAGGCCUUCGCAGAAGAGGCUCAAGAGGAGGCACUUCUUUCUGAGAGCAUACCGCAGACACCAAUCGCCCAGACCGGGCCUGGGGAAUGGGAAGACGCUGGGCCGCAAGAGGAUGAAAGUAGUCCGUUGAUCAAGGCGCGUCGACAACAGACUCACAAGAGCCCUCCCUACACGAGGGCCAGAACGAGUUAUGAGAGAGCCAUCAACGAGCCCUGGAGCGGCGCACAAGGGUCGGCCGAUCUACCAUGGCACAAGAAGCCUUCGAUAUUCUGGCUUCUGCCCGCGUUUUUCCCAUUCUGCGUUGCUUUCGGAGGCAUCAUUGUGCCCAAGACCUACCUCGUCCUCGACCUCAUCUGCCAGGGCUAUCUGUCCGACCGCGCGACGAAAGAUCCAACGUUCAAGUUCUUGCCCGUACUUCUCGGCUCGGAGAAUCCGCAGUGCAGAGAUCCUCAUGUACAGUCACUUGUGGCCAAGUUCAACCUAUACUCCAAUCUGCUGUCGGGCGUGUUUUCGGCCAUCAUAUCUCCUCACCUCGGGUCUCUGUCUGACCGAAUAGGGCGGAAGAAGGUGAUUGUGUGCACCUCCCUCGGAGCGUUGGCGGCCGAGAUCAUCACGAUCAUAGUGGGUACCAGCGCGGGCAAGAUCUCUGUGUACUGGAUGCUUUUGGGGGCUCUGAUGGAUGGCCUCUGUGGCUCAUUCACUACCGCCAUGGCGCUCGCCUUUGCCUAUGCCUCGGAUUGCUCGCCUCCGGAACGAAGAAAUGUGGCCUUUGGUUAUUUCCACGGCACAUUAUUCGCCGGCAUUGCGCUGGGUCCCAUCGUGGCUGGUUGGCUGAUCAAACUCGCGGGAACCGUGAUGGUGGUUUUCUACGUCGCGCUGGGGUGUCACGCGUUUUUCAUCUUUUUUGUUUCCUUCGUGGUGCCCGAAUCCUUGUCCAAGGAACGACAGCUUUUGGCGAGGGAGAAACGGCGUCUGGCCCGACUUCAUUCGCCGCAUAAAGAUUGGCUGGCCCGGUUGCGCAACUAUAACCUCUUCGAGCCUCUUUGGGUGCUCCGGCCCACGGGCGAAGGGUCUAGCUCCAAGUUGCGCAAGAAUCUGUUUGUGCUUGCCGCCAUUGACACCAUGAUGUUCGGUGUCGCUAUGGGCACCAUGCAGAUCAUCAUCAUCUACGCCGAGUACCGCUUUGGGUGGACCGCGGUGGACUCGAGUAUGUUUCUUUCCGCCGUCAACGUCUGUCGCGUGCUUGCCUUGGUCACCAUCCUACCUAUCCUCACGCGAAUCUUUCGAGGUCCCGCACAGGAGCAGUCGGCCGGCCACAAGGGUGCAGACAUGCUCGAUAUCAACAUCAUCAGGGUGUCAAUUUUGUUCGAUCUCCUCGGUUAUAUCGGAUACGCCCUCACCCCGUCUGGCGCGGUCAUGGUCCUCUCGGGCAUGGUGGCCUCGCUCGGCGGCAUCGGCUCCCCGACUCUACAGUCCGCUCUCACCAAGCACAUCCCCGCCAACCUUACGGGUCAGGUCCUGGGGGCUUCGGGUCUGUUGCAUGCCCUGGCUCGCGUCGUUGCUCCUACGGUCUUCAACCUCAUCUACAGUCUGACCGUGGGCAUCUAUGCCGGAGUCGUCUUUGUCUGUCUGGGUUCAAUCUUUGUUCUCGUUUUUAUUCUCAGCUGGUUCCUGAGGCCUAACGUAUACUUGGUUGAGAGCUCCACUGCCGAAUCCGGAGACGGAGAAGAACAACAAACCAGUGCAGACAAUGCUGAGCGGCCAUGA